Molecule: messenger RNA, 1530 nt
Organism: Anopheles stephensi (Asian malaria mosquito)
Lineage: Eukaryota; Metazoa; Arthropoda; Insecta; Diptera; Culicidae
Product: zinc finger protein 836-like
Exons: 3
Coding region: 227-964 (245 amino acids)
Biological process (GO): regulation of transcription by RNA polymerase II
Cellular component (GO): nucleus
Molecular function (GO): zinc ion binding; RNA polymerase II transcription regulatory region sequence-specific DNA binding; DNA-binding transcription factor activity, RNA polymerase II-specific
Source: RefSeq, a predicted model, not a curated record
ACGUAGAAGGCCGGGUUGUUGUUAAACAAAGCCGUUACCAAAGCGAUGAUGAUACACGCGCAUCGAGUGUGGCGCGGAAGCAACCAACGCAAGUUGUGAAAUACACAAUUACAUUCACAGGCCGUCGUGAGCAAUAGCAGCAGCAGCAGGUUGGUUCGCUUGGAUCGGUUUCGCAGUGUUGAACGACGCGAUUUGCACCGAGUACGGAUUCUCAUUUCACCCCAUCAUGGAGCUUACGAUGGAGAUACCCACUGCUGGACCGGAAACGUACUGUCGCCUUUGUCUCGGCAAGGAUAGUCUACUGGGAGUGUUCUCAUCGGAGCGGGACGGUUCGACCGAGCUGGUAGAGAAAAUCUUCGAAUGCACCAACAUUAAGCUGUCCUCCACGGUGGACGCGGGUUGUACCAUCUGCCACCGGUGUCUGCAGGCGGUGCAGGAUUUCUACCACUUUCGCGUGCGCAGCAACAAGGUGAAUGAUCUCAUCCAGGUGACGACGGUCGUUGCCAAUGGUGACGACAACGGUAGCGCGCACUAUGCGCCGACACCAUCGAAGCAACCGAAGGCAGCCACGAACAACAGCCCUAGUCCGACGGCCGGUGUGCAGCGGAAGCACCAUUGCCGGUACUGUCCCAAAUCGUUCCGCACGGUGGCCGGUUUGACGGAGCACGGUAAUAAGGCGCAUCUGGCCGGCAGGCAACAUCACUGCCCGAACUGCUUGGCCCAGUUCCAGCAUGCACCGUCCCUGGCAAGGCAUGUGCGCAGCCGGAGCUGCUUCGCGUUCAGCAAAUAUCGGUGCCGGGUGUGCAGCGAAAGCUUUCACGAGCGUGAACAGUGGGCCGACCAUAUACAGAUCCAUGCGAAGGAUUUCCCCUACCAGUGUCCGGACUGUUGGUCACAGUUUAAGCACAAGGCGACGCUACGCCGCCACGCCAAUACCGUCCAUUUGUUGGUGCAGAAGGUUUGAAGCUGAACGCCGAUCGGUGCCAGGUUAACGUGGAAACCAAUAAACACCAACAACACAACGACUGAUAAGAGCAAAGUAGGUCGGGUUAGCGAGAAGGGCCACAAUGCAGUGGAGUACAUGCCUGGCCACACUAUUAAGAGGCGGGAAUAAUGCCACAUAAAAGAACGAUAAGGCAAAGCGUAACGAAAUGCAACAACAACAAAAACUACACACACAUGUGUUCAAAUGUAGAAACAAUUUUUAACUUUUAACGUUUUCCAUUUACAUCGGAUGUGGAUGUGGCCGGACGCGUAUUAGUCGAACGAAACGAAUUUCCUUUUGUUUAUAUUUCGCUGGCGAAGCAACAGAAGUUUCUUUUAAAAAUUCUUACCAUCUUCGUGCCACGUGCCUCGAUGGUAUAGAUGUACUUAUUAUUUAUAAUGAAUGUAUCGUAGCAAAUGGCAAAAGUGUAUGUAAAAAAAGUAUAUAAAAAUUACGAUUUUAAUUUAAAGAAUUUAAAUAACCGUUUUGGUUUAUAAGUAGCUUAACUUACCUUUAAUACAUGGUUUGUCGGUGCUAUACUUUAA